This is a messenger RNA of Symbiodinium necroappetens, 1851 nucleotides long. Lineage: Eukaryota; Dinophyceae; Suessiales; Symbiodiniaceae. The record is from the annotation of a GenBank genome assembly.
AUGAAGCGGGGUGCUCCGACCUCAGAUGCCGACAUUGACGGCCUGCUGGAGGGAUUCACCUCCACAUCAUUUGAGCGCAAGCGGGAUGCUUCGCUGGUUUUGCAGCGCUUAGUUGCCGACGACCCAGGCGGUCUCGGCACAGCACUUGCAUUGCGUAUUACCGCAGGCGAUGUGGAGGCCAGACGGUGUGCUGCUGUACUACUGAGGGAGGUGUUUACUCAGAACAGCGUGAGCCUCAUUCCCAAAUCUGAUGGGUCCAUUGGGCAGAUUACAGAAGAAGACGAAAGCCAAGCAUGUCCUGUCUGGGUCCGAGAAGGUCUCGGAGAAACCCUCCUCGAGUCAUUCCGUUCGUCGGUGUCGGAGCCGACGGUUCGAUGCAAAGCUGCAGAUGCUGUUGGCACAGCAGCUUUCCGUCAAUUCACAAUCGGCGGUCGGGCAUGGCCUGCACUGACAGCAACUCUUGCAAAACUCUGCAACACUGGUGCGCGUCCCGAGAUGAUGGCAGUCCUUGAGCUGCUGGAAGUGCUGCGAGAUGAAGCAGAGCUUGCAGAGGACUGGCAGGACAAUGCAACCGUCCACCCCAUGACAUGGGUCUAUGCCCAGUUAGCUGCUCUCCAAGAGGAGUCUGGUGCUUUGCACGCACUUCUGGCAUCUGCUCUUCUCGACCCUGCAGGAGAGGACACGCUUGCCGAACCGGCUGCACGCAUGUUUUGCCUUCUCGUCAAGGCAGAGGCUCCGGAAGAGCUGCGGAGCGCAUUCCGGGAUCUGGCACCAGCGCUUGCACAGGCGGUGGUCCGACAUCCAGGAGAGGCUUUGCUCCAGGCUUUGGCACUAGUUGUUCGAGAUGAUCCGGAGAUGUGGGGAGAAGACUUGGGUGAUUUGCCGGGUGUUCUCGCUCGUGCCGCCAUGGACUCCAAAGCAGAGCCCGCAGCCAGGCUGGCUGCGAUGGAGUCAUUGAUGCAACUCCUGAAUGCUUCCGAUGUGUCCGGUUUGUCUUCCACCAUGGAUGUAAGCGACAGUGUGGAGGAGUCGGAGCUAGAGGUGCACACCUUGACAGCAUUGGCAGCUGUGCUGGCGGAGCUGCCAUCACCUGAAGCUACCGAGUGGUGGGCCGAAGUCGUUGACGGCGAAACUGAGCUUGAAGCAGACGAUGGCGACCGAAGUCGAGCGGAAGAAUCCUUGCUGCAGGAAGCUUUGGACGAUGCUUGCCGAUUGAUCCGGCGGUCUCGCCGAGCGUGCUCCAAGCUGCAUGCUGCAGCUCUUCAACUCUUGCAGAUGGAAGCAUGGCAAGCCAAGCACGGAGGUUUGCUGCUGCUAUUGCGCCUUGCAGUUAAAACUUCGGAAGAUGGUGAGCAGACCGUGGAUGAGCAAAGAGCCGGCGAGGUUUCGCAAGCAGCUCUGUGCUGCUUCACUAAUACAAACCCUCGAGUGAGGUGGGCAGCAUUGGAGGUCUGCGCUCGGCUUUUGAUGGCCGAAUGCAGUGCACCGGUUGGACUCCUCAGUCAGAUGCCACAGCCGCUGCUUUUGCUUUGCAACGACAUUUACACGCGUGUCCGUCGUCGAGGCCUUUUGGUCCUCCUCUUCUCCGCUCAGACGGCGCCACAUGAGAUGGCGAUGCACGGCGAGAGGAUAUUCAAAGAGGUACUGAUCCCGCAUGCGCGUGACGACGAUGACAGCAGGGCGGCCUGCCGUCAAAUUGCAGAGCAGCUUGCCCUGGUCAAAGAUGUGCCAGGAGGCUGUACAGAAGAGCAGAGGACCUGUUUCCAACAGGAGUUGGAACGGGAUGCCGUGGGCGGCAGCUAUGCUUUUUGUGAGGACAUGGCAAUCGAGCUGCCCACACCAUGUGAAUAG